AUGGGCCUGAGCGACGACAAGGAUCGCAUUGUGAUUAACGUGGGAGGGAUCAGACAUCAGACAUACCGCAGCACCCUGCGCACCCUACCUGGCACUCGCUUGUCCUGGCUGGCCGAGCCUGAUGCACCCAACCACUUUGACUAUGAUGCCAAGAUCGAGGAAUUUUUCUUCGACCGCCACCCUGGCGUUUUUGCACAUAUCCUUAAUUACUACAGGACAGGUAAACUGCACUGCCCGGCUGAUGUCUGCGGGCCCCUCUAUGAGGAGGAACUGGCCUUCUGGGGCAUUGAUGAGACAGACGUGGAGCCAUGCUGCUGGAUGACCUAUCGCCAGCACCGGGAGGCAGAGGAGGCCCUUGAUAGUUUCGGCGGGGGGGGCCUGUUAGACCUGGGGAGCGAUGAUGCGGAGCCAGAGCAGGACCAUGGUGAAGAUGAAGUGGAUGAGAUGACAAGGAGGCUGGCGCAUGGAGACUGUCCUGACACCAGGAGUGGGAGCUUGUGGAGCCGGUGGCAGAAACAUGUUUGGGCUCUGUUUGAGGACCCAUACUCCUCUAAAUAUGCAAGGUGGGUGGCUCUGGCCUCGCUGUUCUUUAUUCUGGUGUCCAUCACCACCUUCUGUCUGGAGACCCACGAGGCCUUCAACCCCAUCAUCAACCGCACUGAGCUGGAGGUGGUGGACAACAUCACAGUGGAGCACACCUACCAGGAGACUGAGACUGCGCUCUACCUCACCUACAUUGAAGGCGUUUGUGUGGUGUGGUUCACUUUCGAAUUUCUAAUGCGAAUAACUUUCUGCCCGAACAAAUUUGACUUCAUUCGGAACGCCCUAAACAUCAUCGACUUUGUGGCCAUCCUGCCCUUCUACCUAGAGGUGGGCCUCAGCGGGCUCUCCUCAAAGGCAGCGAAGGACGUGCUGGGUUUCCUGAGAGUGGUCCGCUUUGUGCGGAUCCUGCGUAUCUUCAAGCUCACCCGUCACUUUGUGGGUCUGAGGGUGCUGGGUCACACAUUGAGGGCCAGCACCAAUGAGUUCCUGCUGCUUAUCAUCUUCCUCGCUCUUGGUGUCCUAAUCUUUGCCACUAUGAUCUACUACGCUGAACGGAUUGGAGCAAACCCCAACGACCCUCGAGCAAGCGAGCACACACACUUCAAGAACAUCCCGAUCGGAUUCUGGUGGGCUGUGGUGACCAUGACGACCCUCGGCUAUGGAGACAUGUACCCUCAGACGACCUCCGGUAUGCUGGUCGGAGCCCUGUGUGCCCUGGCAGGUGUGCUGACCAUCGCUAUGCCCGUCCCUGUGAUUGUCAACAACUUUGGAAUGUAUUACUCCCUGGCCAUGGCGAAACAGAAACUACCAAAGAAAAAAAAUAGGCAUAUCCCUCGGGCACCCCAACCAGGUUCUCCUAACUUCUGUAAGUCAAGCAUCAGCUCCCAACCACAGAGCCCCAUCCCCCAUGACGACGUUUUCGAGAUAAAGUUUCAAGAUUCAAAGCUGAACGGUGAGGCAGCUAGCGCAGCUCUGGCCAACGAAGACUGUCCUCACAUAGACCAGGCCAUAUCGCCGGAGGAAAUCUUCAGUCCCAACGAGAGAGAGCGGCCAUGCUUCCUGGUCACCACGGCUGAACGCCCCAACCACACAGGGGGCAGAGUGAGGAGGGAGACCCAGCGACAGCAUCGGAGCAGACAACCAACUGAGUCAGUUUGUGUUAUGAACCAUGGUGUACCAACCACUAUGUGUAUGACCCAUAAUGGCCCAUCACCCACCUGAUAGCGCUGUAGCAUUGUUGUGUGUAUUACUUAGUAUUUUUAAAUGGGUGUGACAGUGACAACCUGUGCAUCACAAACUCAGCAUAGAUGUAGCACUGAGGAAGUUAUGUUGUCAAGCCUUAUGUAGCUCAGUAUAUGUGACUGGUUACUGUGUUGUAAUUUGUGUGCCUAUUUUUGGUGUGUGCCAGUGCUGUAAAUACGCUUUUUGUGUGCUCAAGUUGUGUGUACCAAUGUUUUGAGAGAUCAUCAAAUAUUUGUGUGCUUCUUCUGUUGAAAGAAAAAAAAAUGUUGCUCCAAGUUUAA
This is a messenger RNA of Thunnus maccoyii (southern bluefin tuna), 2066 nucleotides long. RefSeq names its product potassium voltage-gated channel, Shaw-related subfamily, member 1b (gene kcnc1b). Gene Ontology annotation, biological process: protein homooligomerization; potassium ion transmembrane transport. Gene Ontology annotation, cellular component: dendrite membrane; neuronal cell body membrane; axon. The coding region runs from base 1 to 1764 and encodes 587 amino acids. Gene Ontology annotation, molecular function: protein binding; delayed rectifier potassium channel activity. The transcript is spliced from 4 exons. NCBI's taxonomy places the organism in Eukaryota, Metazoa, Chordata, Actinopteri, Scombriformes, Scombridae. The record is from RefSeq and is a predicted model, not a curated record.